AUGUCGUCUACAGAUUAUUCAGGUCAAUUCCUUCAGGAGCACGACUGCGCCCCACCCCUCAUGUCUGAGAAGAACACCGACGAUGAGUAUACGAGCGAAGACAGUCCCACCGAGUCUUCAGAGAUGGAUGGUGAAGAUGGCGUGGACGAGGACGGCGUCACUGAGCUCAUGAAGGCGGCCAGACGAAACGACGUAGAUGCAGUGAAGCGCUAUAUUCCUCAGCAGGCGGGAAUGGUGGCGAAGUUUUUCAGGGCAAGGAUGGUAGAUAUACACGGGGGGACGGCCCUGAUGGUCGCCGCGGUGCUUGGACACGCUGAGGUGGUGAAGCUGCUGAUGAAGCACGAGAGCCGCAUGAGGAGCAGCAAUGAGUACACGGCCCUCAUGUGGGCGACAGCCAACGAGCGUAUCGAGGUUGUGAGGCUACUCCUGGAUGCUGAGGGCUGCAUGGAGAGGGACAGGGGCUUUACUGCCCUCACAAUUGCAGCAUACUUUGGUUGUUUGGACUGUGUCAAAGUGCUGUUGGAGAAGGAGAAGUACAUAAGCAGCAGGUCUGCUCUUUGCGUAGCUGAUAUGAAUGGUCACCCCGAGGUGGUGUCUCUUCUCAAGAGUGAAGGCGUUGGACUGGAGGAGCCCCGUCUACGGAUGCCGCCCAGAAAGCCCGUGAGUGAACGCGCCUAA
Molecule: messenger RNA, 678 nt
Organism: Giardia duodenalis
Lineage: Eukaryota; Fornicata; Diplomonadida; Hexamitidae
Product: Ankyrin repeat protein 1
Exons: 1
Coding region: 1-678 (225 amino acids)
Molecular function (GO): protein binding
Source: RefSeq, a predicted model, not a curated record